UCGGGAAGAGAAAGAGGAGCAACAUGGGCGCUCGCAGGUGAGUGGGCGGGCAGGCUGCUGUCCCUGGGCUCUGACCUCGCAGUCGCGGCAGGGUGAAUGGAAACAGACUAUAAUCCCGUGGAGUUAAGCAGUAUGUCCGGAUUUGAAGAAGGCUCCGAGCUCAAUGGGUUUGAAGGAACGGACAUGAAGGACAUGCGGCUAGAGGCUGAGGCAGUUGUAAACGAUGUUCUCUUCGCGGUCAGCAGCAUGUUUGUCUCCAAAAGCCUGCGCUGUGCAGACGACGUGGCUUACAUCAAUGUGGAGACAAAGGAAAGGAACAGAUACUGCCUGGAGCUCACAGAGGCAGGGCUCAGGGUGGUGGGCUAUGCUUUUGACCAGGUGGAGGAUCAUUUGCAAACCCCCUACCAUGAGACAGUCUACUCCUUGUUGGAUACACUCAGCCCUGCCUACCGGGAAGCAUUUGGAAAUGCACUGCUACAGAGACUGGAAGCUUUGAAAAGGGACGGACAGUCCUGACUCAUUUUCCUCCUAGUGGGGCUACUGCUGGUAGAGAGUGCUAACAUAAGACUUGACAUCUUGCAUAUAAUCCUUGUAGAAAGUGCAUCGUUGGCUUAUCUGCUUAUCAUUCCUUCACAUGCAGGCUUUUGACUCCUCGGAACCUAAUUGACUCAUAAAUUGUCUUGGUUUCAGAUUCAUUUAAGGGAAUUUUGAGAGCAUCACUGACACUGUCACUCUGAUUUUUUCACACAGCCUCUCUGCGUUUCAAUACCUGAUCAGCACUUCAUGCUCUUCCUACAGGGCUUCAACGCUGCCAGCACUCUCUUUUACAUAGAAAAUUCUAGAUUUGCACAGUGAUACAGAAAUUAAAAUCACCUAACUUCAGACCUGGAUUCAGCCUGCUAAAUCAGGGGUUUACUACUAGCCUGGACUGACUUUGUAGUGGUUAUUUUGUUACUGGCCUUACUGGAAACAAACUGUCAACUAGUUUCCCCUGCACAAACACUGAAAUUGACUGCUCUACUUAAUCUACAUAGAUUACCAAAUGCACUGAUGAAGAUGAACUGCUUAUAUGUCAUUUAACUAGAAUGAAAUGAAAGGCAGGGACAGAAAUAGUUCUCUAUUCCUUGUUUGCAACAGCCAGCCGACCUAGAGAGGACAGACCGUGAGCAAAUGAAUGUAACAAUUACUCAUUUCCAAGCUAUCUAAGCACAUGAGCUAAUAGAGGAACAGGCCCCACCG
This is a messenger RNA of Acomys russatus (golden spiny mouse), 1239 nucleotides long. RefSeq names its product GSK3B interacting protein (gene Gskip). Gene Ontology annotation, molecular function: kinase regulator activity; protein kinase A binding. The record is from RefSeq and is a predicted model, not a curated record. The transcript has 3 exons. Gene Ontology annotation, biological process: regulation of canonical Wnt signaling pathway. Gene Ontology annotation, cellular component: cytoplasm. Bases 97 to 516 code for a protein of 139 amino acids. NCBI's taxonomy places the organism in Eukaryota, Metazoa, Chordata, Mammalia, Rodentia, Muridae.